Molecule: messenger RNA, 1601 nt
Organism: Hordeum vulgare subsp. vulgare (domesticated barley)
Lineage: Eukaryota; Viridiplantae; Streptophyta; Magnoliopsida; Poales; Poaceae
Exons: 8
Coding region: 34-918 (294 amino acids)
Source: RefSeq, a predicted model, not a curated record
ACAGGAAGACGAAGAUAAGGUGGUGGCCAGGCCAUGCCGCGCGCUCACCUCGCAGCAACCAUGCCGCUGCUAGCCCCAGCCGGUAAAACCCUGUUCCCCUCCCGCCUCCCGCCCCCGCCUUCGCCUCGCCUCCACCUCCACCUCCGCCGCGCCACCGCCACCGCUGCCGGCGGGAGGGGCGACGGUGCGGCCGAAGCGUCGGCGGCGUCCGGCACGUCGGCCAGGGACCGGCGGCUGGCCAGGGUGCGGGAGGAGCGGCGCCGCCGUGAGUACGACCGCGAGCAUACCUACCCCGGCUGGGCCAGGGUCCUGGAGAACGCCUGCAGGGACGACGAGGAGAUGCGCGCCAUCCUCGGCGACAGCAUCGGGAACCCGGAGCUCAUGAAGCAGAGGAUACAAGAGAGGGUGCGCGCGAAAGGCAGGGAUGGCUUCAACAGACCCAAGACGGGCUCCGUCGCCGCGUUCAAAGUCAGCUUCCGAGACUUCAACCCGUUAAAUGCUUUCAUCUGGUUUGAGCUCUUUGGAGAACCAACCGAUCGAGAUGUUGACCUUCUUGGCGGUGUUAUUCAGGCUUGGUAUGUCAUGGGAAGGCUAGGAGCUUUCAACUCUUCAAAUUUGCAGCUGGCGAACUCAAUGCUGGACUUUGACCCUUCGUAUGAUUCUGAAGAAGCUUCUGCUGUAAUGCCUUCAUCUUUCCACGAUAUCAGUGAUGUCGAGUUCCAAGACAGUUGGGGCAGAGUGUGGGUGGACCUUGGGACUUCAGAUCAUCUUGGAUUGGAUGUACUACUGAACUGUCUUACACAAUUAAGCUCAGAACACUUGGGCAUCAAACAGAUUGUUUUUGGCGGCAGAAAAUUGGGCGACUGGGAAGAAGGCAUGACGAGCUCGGACUAUGGAUAUAAGCACUUCAAAAUAUAGGAAUCCAGACAAGUGGUAUGCGGCUCCAUGGGAUCACACAAUCCCCAAUAGUCGAGAUAAAUUUUGUUUAGGAACGAGUUAGGACUAGUCCCAAUUCCCAGGACCGGCUGGAUUUGGAUUGCGCGCUUGUGUAUGUAUGUAAAUAAUUUCCAAAGCCUAGUGUGUGUCCGUGUCCCUGCUCUAGUGUCCAAUGGUUAAGAGCAUAGAGGCUCUUUGGCUGCUUUCCUUAGCCGCCAAGAUGCAUUCGAGAAGAAGGUGGAUGAGAGAUUCACAUCUUUGAAGUUGAAGGUUGCCUCCUUUGCUAGUGAUGUCAAGUCAGUCCAGUAAAUGAUGGCAAGGCCACUGCUUCCUGUUCCUCAAGCAGUUUUCCCAGAUGCCGACUGAUGAUGAGGGCAAUGCUUCAGUGUCUCCUGCACACCUUGAGUUUCCCCUCGGUGACCGUCGGUAGCCAAGACACGAGGGCUUCACCUUCUAUGGUCACCGAUGUUCUGGAAUCUUAGUCUAGUGGGAUGUUAGCUCUUCUUUUUUAUGUCAAAGGGGUGAAUUUUAGGCUAGACGGCUUCCUGGUUAUGAGAGUUUGAGAUGAAGAAUCCAUGGCUAGACAGCAUUUUCAUGUAGACUUCAAUUUGGCUCUGUUUUUUCUACUCCCGUGAAUGAUCCAAGAUUUUGGGGAAUUGAGUUUA